Closterium sp. NIES-67 is the source of this 834-nucleotide messenger RNA. The record is from the annotation of a GenBank genome assembly. Lineage: Eukaryota; Viridiplantae; Streptophyta; Zygnematophyceae; Desmidiales; Closteriaceae.
UCACCACACCAUUUGGUCAGGCCAGGGCUACGGGGAAACAUUCCACACAACCAAGAAUACUGUCUAGUCAGUUGCUUCGGAAGCGCACUGAGUCGGUUUUAAAGAAUUUAGAACUGGGCGUAAAUACUUCAGCUACACGUUUCGUCGAUGCUCUUGGUUAGAUUGUCCAGACACCAUUUUACGAUUUCAGGUGGACUUGCCUCGCGCGCCGUUCCUCGACGUGGUUUGUUUCGAGCACCAAGUUUCCAGUCAAAGUCUGACACCAUGGAGAAAGCAAAGGUCACCGCUCAAUCACAGCAGCAGCAUCAUCCGCAUCAGUGCACCUGCGCCGUCCACGCACCUAGUCUCUCGUCCAAUCCAGCGUCACUUUCCGGCUACGGCGUGUCUCCAGGCGAGGCUGCUAGCGUGAGCGUGGAUUCGUGCAAGUGCCGGGAUAUUCCGGCUUGUGUGGUCUGCUCCCCGGCAGAACGGAGUGCGGGAAAAGAAUGUGCAGAGCCUGUCUUUGGUACCGAGUCGUGUUGUGAAGAUGAUGGGUCCAAGGCUGUCUGAGGACUUAUAAGUGUACAGUGGGGUGAGGAUGAUACGCUUAGCAUGCGUUAGGCUAUAGUUUGAGGCUAGCUGUACAUGUGACAGGAUGCUGCUCUGGAGGGUUGGGAAUCAGAGCCUGGCUUGGGCUUAUUCCAUGUCCAUACGGUAUCCCAAGUUCUCUGAGUCAGCUGAUAUGUGUAGGACUACGGCAAAAACUGGUUGGUUGCUUAAUGCACCUCAUAUAUUGAGCUACCAGUGUUGAAACAGUCCAUUGAGAUGGCCACAGUGUCAAACAUAUCUAAGUAU